Molecule: messenger RNA, 861 nt
Organism: Cutaneotrichosporon cavernicola
Lineage: Eukaryota; Fungi; Basidiomycota; Tremellomycetes; Trichosporonales; Trichosporonaceae
Gene: AIM18
Exons: 4
Coding region: 1-861 (286 amino acids)
Molecular function (GO): intramolecular lyase activity
Source: RefSeq, a predicted model, not a curated record
AUGUCUCGUCUCUUUCUGCGAACACUUGCCGCAACCGCUGCCCGACCAGUACAGCGCCGGGCAGCUGCGGCCCUCGUCGGUGGCGCCCUGACCUUGUACGCCAUCGAGUCUGAUGUGCUCGCAGACGCCAAGAGCGUGAUGGCGGGGCUGCGCGUCGACGCACUUGAGCGGUACACGGUACAGCUGGACGCGGCAAAGCCCGUUGUGGCUGACGACCCGAACAUGGUCGUCGACCGCGCGACGGGCGUCGCGCACGCCAUCGAGUUGCGGCCCGCGUCUGCGCCUGCACUGGCUCUCGUCGGCGUUGGCGUCCGCACCGUCUCCUUCCUCUACAUGAAGGUGUACUCGGCCGGAUUCUACGUCGACGACUACACGCUCAAGCGUCUUCCGUCCUUGCCGGGAUGGAAGGGGUAUACCCCGGCGGAGCUGCAGGGGCCAGAAGCCGAGACGUUGAUCCAGUCCAUGCUCGAUGCGCCGGCGGCGGUUGCCGUCAACGUCAUCCCCGUCCGCAACACCGACUUUGCUCACCUCCGUGAUGGCCUCACCCGCACGUUGGUCGGGCGGAUGAAGAUGGGACGGCACCGCGGCGAGAUCACGCCCGAAGACGACGCACGGCUCACCGACGCGAUGCAGGAGUUCAAGGCCGUCUUCCCCGGAGGCAGCGUACCCAAGGGCAACAGCCUGACCCUCGUCCGUGCGGCCGACGGGAACCUGUCCGUCGAGUACCAGGGGCGGGUGCUUGGCAAGGUCGCCAACCAGUGGAUUGCCAACAACCUCAUCAUGGCUUACUUCAACACUGCGGCGCCCAUCUCGCCUCCGCUGCGCGACUCUGUUGCUGAGGGGUUGGCCAAGUACGCGUAG